This is a messenger RNA of Vigna unguiculata (cowpea), 2584 nucleotides long. RefSeq lists its product as uncharacterized. The record is from RefSeq and is a predicted model, not a curated record. NCBI's taxonomy places the organism in Eukaryota, Viridiplantae, Streptophyta, Magnoliopsida, Fabales, Fabaceae. Gene Ontology annotation, cellular component: membrane. Gene Ontology annotation, molecular function: protein binding.
UUCCCUAUCUGGUAUAUAAGACGCAGGCAGAGAAAAUGGUAACGCAUUAUUUCAGAACUUCAUAUAAACAUACAUUCUCGUUAUUUGAAGUUCCAGUUCGGCCAUGAAUCCUGGAAAUUUUGAGGAGGAGCUGUCGUACAAUUCAUCAGAUGAAGUGAGUGAGUAUCUGGCGGAGUACACGUUGGAAGGGAAAUGGCAGAAGGUUGUGAACAUGUACAACCGAUUCCAAGCGUGUCACACGGCAAUGAUUAACCAUUCCGUGGGCACUGCACUGCAUGUGGCGGUGGAUUUGGACGAAGAAGAGGUGGUUGAAAAGCUUGUGAAUGCCAUUAUCAGACACAAGACGAUGAAGGCUCUGGAAAUGGAGAACGAUCGAGGGGAUACCCCUCUGCAUGUUGCGGCUUCAAGGGGUUUCGCAAAGAUAUGUAAGUGGAUCAUAGGAACCAACAAGGAGAGGAUUUACUUGGUGAGUCGAAAAAACAAACAUGGAGAGACACCACUCUUUGAAGCUGCUAUCAACUGGAAGAAACAGGCCUUUGCUUAUCUUUCUAACCUUUCUGACCACAGUGCUCCAUUGCAAGAUCUUGUGCGACACAAUGGUGACACUAUUCUUCAUUGUGCUAUCAGAAGAGAGUAUUUCGAUUUGGCUGUGAUAAUAAUGCAUUACUAUGAUUUCCUUAGCACACAUAAGAAUAAAGAGGGUUUCACUCCUCUCAAACUCCUUGCAACCAGAUCCUCGGCUUUCAGAAGUGCUACCAACCUGUCAUGGUGGAAGCGAAUUCUGUACCACUGUAUACUUGUAGAACCACUGGACCCUGAAAAACAAAUGAAGGCGAAUCUGGGAAAGAUAAGGGAGAAUCCCAAGUCUGAUCAAGAGGAAUAUCCAAAGAACUAUGCCACAUUACAUGAUUUCUUUGCUCGAUCGUUUAAUGUUGCUGCUCUAUUUGGGAAAAUGCCGACGAGAAAGAAUAAGCACGACUCAGAAAACCCAUCAUCCAAAAAGUGUACCAUUGAAUUGGGAACUCCCAAGGUUGGAUUUUUGCCACCAAAUUAUGAAACCUCUCAACAAUUUGUUAGGUCUGCAUAUGUACAUACUCUUGGCCUCUCAGGAGUGGAAUUAAAGGAAAUAAAAAAGACAAAGAAGAGGCAUCAAUGGAGCGGUCAACUCUUGAAGGCACUGUUGGAAAGACCUUACGCAGCAUUUACAGGAAGUGGAGGUGUCCCAACGGAUAUGAAAGUUGAAACUGAUAUGUAUAAUGUAUACAACGAAUAUAAACAAGUUGGAACCAGUGAAUUAGGAUGGUUGGAAGAAGAAGAAGAAGAAGAAAAUAAAACAGAUGUUGAAGAGAAAAAGGGUGUUGAUCGCAGUGAGAGCAUGAAGAAGGAAUCGGAUCAGCUAGCUGAAGAAGAAAAAAAGAUUGACAAAAAAGAGACAGCAUUUUUGGUUGCAGCAAGAAAUGGCAUAGUUGAAAUGGUGGAUGAAAUGUUAAAUCGAAUUCCAAGUGUGAUCCAUAACACCAACUCAAAGAAAGAAAAUGUGCUGCUUGUGGCUGUGCUGAAUCGGCAACCCCUUGUUGUUGAGAGUUUGAAAACGAAGAUGCAGUCAAAACUAGAAGUUUGGAAUAACUUAACUCUGACAGUAGAUGAAGAUGAGAACACGAUGUUACACUUGGCAGCAUAUGCUCCUGGCGGCGAUAAACCUUGGCAGAUAGCUGGUUCUGCCUUACAAAUGGUGUGGGACAUAAAGUGGUUUCAGUAUAUUAAAAGCCUUGUGCCACAACACUUUUACUUUAGAAGCGACAAGAAGGGAAAAACCGCAGGGGAAAUCUUCGAGGAAACGCAUAAAAAACUGAUAAAGGAAAGUGGGGAGUGGCUGAAGGAUACGUCUGAAUCUUGUUCUGUGGUGGCUGCACUUGUUGCUGGUGUUUCCUUCACUGCAGCCAAUACCGUCCCUGGUGGCACCAACGAAGAAGGUAGGCCUAAUUUAGAAGGAAAGCCUGCAUUCGAUGCAUUCGCCAUUGCUUCGCUCGUUGGACUUUGCUUUUCCGUCACUGGUCUCAUAAUGUUCCUCACCAUCCUCACUUCUCGAAAGCAAGCCAAAGAUUUUCGCAGAGAUUUGCCACUCAAGCUUCUUCUUGGCUUGAGUUCUCUUUUCGUAUCCAUUGCUGCAAUGUUUGUUUCUUUCUGCACGGGCCAUUUUUUUCUGCUUAGUCAUGGAUACAAGACGGUCCUAUACCCCAUUUAUGCAGCCACUGUUUUCCCUGUCACUUUCUAUGCUGUGGCACAGUUUCCUCUAUACUUCGAUCUUCUAACGGCCAUUUUAACGACUGUUCCACGAUCAAGUGAUAGAGGAGACAAGUUGUAGGACCUAAUUAACCUAAGCUCUGUCAUAUCAUUGCAGUGUGGCAUUUUGUGUAUUUGUCAUACAAAUCCUUUUUGGUUUGUCGAUUUUGCUUUUUGUGUCAUCAAUUAUGUGUAAAAUAAUGUGAGCUACGGAAGAAACUUCUGAAUUGUAGCAAAGUUGUGUUGGUUGUGCAAUACAGUUUGCGAUUUUGGAGAAAUGUUUCUGGACAUUAAUUCUUGG